Messenger RNA from Paramormyrops kingsleyae, 1969 nucleotides. It is a transcript of the gene nucb1, whose product is annotated as nucleobindin 1. Gene Ontology annotation, molecular function: calcium ion binding. Lineage: Eukaryota; Metazoa; Chordata; Actinopteri; Osteoglossiformes; Mormyridae. Gene Ontology annotation, cellular component: extracellular exosome; endoplasmic reticulum-Golgi intermediate compartment. The record is from RefSeq and is a predicted model, not a curated record.
AGAAGUGCUGCUGGAUAGGCUGUCGCCUAACGAUGAUGCUGCGUGUGUCGGGAAUCCUGUUUUUCUAGAACACUGUCGUUGUUAGUAAGGCGGCCGAGCUGGGAAAGACAGCAGAGGGGAAGGCAUACAAAAGAAGAAACAGCGGACGACUGACGAAUGAAGAGGACCAUGCCCGGAGCUCCACGCUGGCUGCUGCUGCUGGGCUCUCUGUCGCUCGGGGUGUGGUCAUUACCAAUUGAGCGCAAUUCCAUUCCCCAGGAUGCCCAGCCCUUUCAGGAGGAGAAACGGGAAGAUGUGGACACUGGCCUGUACUAUGACAGGUACCUUCGAGAAGUGAUCGAGGUCCUGGAGACUGAUCCUCACUUCAGAGAGAAGCUGCAGACUGCCAACACAGAAGACAUCAAGAAUGGCCGUCUCAGCAAGGAGCUGGACCUGGUCGGCCACCACGUGCGGACCCGCCUGGAUGAGCUGAAGAGGCAGGAGGUGUCCAGGCUGCGAAUGCUGCUCAAAGCUAAGAUGGACAGUGCCAGCAUGCACAAUCUUCAGGUAGACCACACCACACUGCUGAAGCAAUUUGAGCACCUGGACCCUCACAACCAGAACACUUUUGAGGCCAAAGAUCUGGAGCUGCUCAUUGCUACGGCCACCAAGGACCUCGAAAACUAUGACGCAGAGCGACAUGAAGAGUUUAAACGCUAUGAGAUGUUAAAGGAACAUGAACGCCGGCAGUAUCUGAAGGGGUUGGACCAGGAAAAGAGGGAGCAGGAGGAGAGGAGGCUGCAGGAGCUGCAGGAGAAACACCGGCAACACCCGAAAAUCAAUGCCCCGGGCAGUGUGGCUCAGCUUCGCGAGGUGUGGAAAGAGACGGAUGGCCUGGACCCACAGGAGUUCAACCCCAAAACCUUCUUUAAGCUCCAUGACACAAAUGGAGAUGGCGUUCUGGACGAGCAGGAGCUGGAGGCUCUCUUCACUAAGGAGCUUGAAAAGGUCUACGACCCACGCAAUGAGGAGGAUGACAUGGUGGAGAUGGAGGAAGAGCGACUGAGGAUGAGGGAACACAUGAUGAAGAACGUAGAUAUCAACCACGAUCGGUUGGUCAGCUUGGAUGAGUUCAUGAAGUCGAUGGAGAAGAAGGAGUAUUACAAUCCAAAGGAGUGGAAGACCCUGGAUGACACUAAGCCGGUGUAUUCGGAGGCGGAGCUUCAGCAGUUUGAGGCAGAGCUGCGGGAAAAGGAGGCGGAGCUUGGACGCAAGGCAGAGUCUUUGCGUCAAGAGCAGGAGUUGCUGAAUGAGCGAGGCCGAGCGCUGGAAGCGCAGAAGAGGGAGUAUCAACUGGCAGUGAUGGAGAUGUCCCAGAGACAGAAGAACCUGCAGGCAGGAUCUCAGGCUCCCCCUGCAGGGCCUGAUGGGGAGCUGCAGUUUCAUCCAGUAGAGCGAGGCCCCGUCCCUCAGGAUGUGGAGGUGGAUGGACAGAAUGUUCCCCCUGCAGAGCCUCCCCAAAACCUGCACACUCCUUAACAGUCACACACACACACACACACACACACACACACACAUGCCAAGCCUGUGGUUUUUCUUUUGCCCAAUUCAGUUAUUGCUGUUCAUUUUCAAUUAAGUUCAAUACAUUUUUAUAUAGCACCUUUCUCAACAGUCACCCCAAGGUGCUUUACAUGGAUGCGUUGUGAUAUAUUCCUGCAUCAUUCCUGCUCGCACCUUCAGGUUCACCUGCCAUCGUGUGAGUCGUGUGUGACGGCUUUUUGGGCGCUGGGUCAGCUGGGCUGACAUCCUGCCCCGGAGUCACAUCUUCAUACCUCAGUGGAGCACGGGGCCCCCCCACCCCCCCCAGAUCGAUGCUCUUCCAGAAUCACGCUCCCAGCACUUGGACCCGCGAUGACACACCCACACAUCGCGCCGGCUUCACGUUUGUUGUGUGGUCUUGCAUUUUAAUAAAGGGGCUGUUUUAACAAUA